This is a messenger RNA of Saimiri boliviensis boliviensis (Bolivian squirrel monkey), 1938 nucleotides long. The record is from RefSeq and is a predicted model, not a curated record. NCBI's taxonomy places the organism in Eukaryota, Metazoa, Chordata, Mammalia, Primates, Cebidae.
GUGGUUUCCAAAGCUGAACUUAAAUAAAAAGUGUUGAGAUGAAUAAUGAAGAGGACCUUCUGCAGGAGGACUCAACAAGAGAUGAAGGCAAUGAGACUGAAGCCAACAGCAUGUAUAAAUUAAGAAAGACGAGGAAGAAAGUCACUAAAUCACAUGUUUAUUCAACGGAAGUGGGAGAAACGGAUAUAUCCAAUUCAAAUGAGUGCAUGAGGGACAGCAGUCAAAUUCUGACCCCACCUCAACUCUCUUCUAGAAUGAAACACAUUAGACAAGUCAUGGCCAAAAAUCGCCUCCAGUUUGUACGAUUUGAAGCAACAGACCUUCAUGGUGUGUCCAGGUUUAAAAGUAUCCCUGCACACUUUUUUCAAGAGAAAGUGAGCCAAGGCGUUUGCAUGCCCCGAGGUUAUCUUGAAGUGAUGCCAAAUCCUAAAGACAAUGAAAUGAAUCACCUAAGAGCCACCUGUUUUAAUAGUGACAUAGUCCUAAUGCCAGAGGUAUCAACCUUUAGAGUUUUGCCAUGGGCUGAGAGAACUGCAAGAGUGAUAUGUGAUACCUUCAGUGUGACUGGUGAGCCUCUUUUGACUUCCCCAAGGUACAUUGCGAAAAGGCAGUUGAGCCAGCUACAGGCCUCUGGCUUUUCCCUGCUUUCUGCCUUCAUCUAUGAUUUUUGCAUUUUUGGUGUGCCUGAAAUUUUAAAUUCAAAGACCAUAUCUUUUCCUGCUUCAACAUUUUUUAAUAACCAUGAUCAGCCCUUCAUGCAGGAACUUGUUGAUGGCUUAUAUCACACUGGAGCCAAUGUUGAGAGUUUUUCCUCCUCUACCAGGCCUGGUCAGAUGGAAAUCUGUUUUCUGCCUGAAUUUGGCAUUAGUUCAGCUGAUAACGCAUUUACCCUCAGAACAGGUGUCAAAGAAGUAGCAAGCAAAUAUAAUUACAUUACCAGCUUCUUCAUUGAGACUGCAUUUUGUAAUUCAGGGAUUUUGUCUCAUAGUCUCUGGGAUGUCGAUAGGAAGAAAAACAUGUUCUGCAGCAGUUCUGGAACUGAGCAGCUCACAAUCACUGGGAAAAAAUGGUUGGCAGGACUCUUGAAACACUCUGCUGCUCUCAGCUGCCUGAUGGCGCCUGCUGUUAGUUGCCGAAAGCGUUAUUCCAAGGACAGAAAAGACCUGAAGGAGAGUGUGCCUACAACGUGGGGAUACAAUGAUAACAGCUGUAUAUUUAAUAUCAAGUGUCAUGGAGAGAAAGGCACCCGGAUAGAAAAUAAACUAGGCUCAGCAACAGCAAACCCUUACUUGGUGCUGGCUGCAACUGUGGCUGCAGGCCUAGAUGGACUUCAUACAAGUGAUGAGGUCUUGGCCGGUCCAGAUGAGAGCACAGACUUCUACCAAGUAGAACCUUCCGAGAUCCCUUUGAAACUAGAAGAUGCCCUUGUGGCACUGGAAGAAGAUCAAUGUCUGAGGCAGGCUCUAGGAGAAACCUUUAUUCGGUAUUUUGUUGUCAUGAAGAAAUAUGAGUUGGAGAGUGAAGAAAGAGAUGCAGAGAGAAAUAAAUUCUUAGAGUAUUUUAUUUAGAAUAGAACUCACAACUACUCUUUAGAGAUGUAAUUAUUACUUAAAGCUAAUCUACCAAAACAAAAAGACUGAACUUUUAUAGUUAACAACAGUGACAAUAAGAAGACUAAGAACACUUGCCUUUUUUUUUUCAUCUCUAUGGAAUAUUUGACAGAUGAAGUAGGACCGCUGAGAAGAUCCUGAUAACAGAAACAAACAAUAAAGUUGUGGUGAAGCUUUAAUAGGCAAAUUACCAGAUCUUGUCUGUUAGUCAUCAUCUCCUAUGUGUAUGCUGAUCUGGAUACAGAUAUCCAAUUUUGGGAGGCAAUAAAUAUAUUCACACAUUUAAAAAAAAAAGACUUAAGCAUUAGAAAGAAAAAUUUAAAUGACU